CUCAAUCUACUGAUUAAGAAACAACAACCACCCUUCCCCAAAACUUCAAAUCCCUCACCAACUGCACACUCACCAAGUUCACAACCAAGCAUUUCCCCAACCAUGCCCAUCUACGACAUCCAACACAUAACCCCCCUCACACCCGAACAACAAGACGACCUCGCCGAAUCCAUAACCCAAAUCCACAGCACCAAAUUCACAACCCCUCGCAUGUUCGUCCAAGUAAAAUACACCGACAUAUCCUCCACAACAACCUACAUCGGGGGAAAACGUCGUCAAGGCAACCACAUCGUCGCCAACGUGCGCGUAGGUCCCUCACGCACACAGGCCGAUUGGGAUGAUCUGUGUCGGCAGGUAUUAGAUGCGUGGAAUCAUGCCAUCGCCGUACCGGGCGCGAAGGGGGAUUUGACGUUGAGGUCUUGUAUUAUAUUGGGGGGGAUGACGGCGGGGUAUGAAGCGGGAUUCUUGUUGCCGCAGGCGGGAGGUGAUGUGGAGUGGUUGAGGGAACAUAUGGAGGAGUUUGAGAUGAAGGCGAAAGCUGGGGAUGAGGAGUUUCGGGAGCUUGUUGAGGAGGUUAAGGAGAGGGGGCUUUUGGAUGGGGUUCAUGGGAAGAGUAGUAAGCAGAGAUUGGAGGAGAUGUUGGGGUGGGGAGAUUCUGCGUAGAAGUGGUGUUGUUGUUAUGAGUACACGGUAUCAUCAUCAUAUCUUG
Pseudocercospora fijiensis CIRAD86 is the source of this 709-nucleotide messenger RNA. RefSeq lists its product as uncharacterized. The transcript has a single exon. Bases 103 to 663 code for a protein of 186 amino acids. The record is from RefSeq and is a predicted model, not a curated record. Lineage: Eukaryota; Fungi; Ascomycota; Dothideomycetes; Mycosphaerellales; Mycosphaerellaceae.